This is a messenger RNA of Cydia splendana, 2864 nucleotides long. RefSeq lists its product as uncharacterized. Lineage: Eukaryota; Metazoa; Arthropoda; Insecta; Lepidoptera; Tortricidae. The record is from RefSeq and is a predicted model, not a curated record. The transcript has 2 exons. Gene Ontology annotation, molecular function: protein binding. The coding region runs from base 247 to 1476 and encodes 409 amino acids.
AAUGUCAAAAUCACGAGUCCGUGAACGUCAGGUCAAAUGAUUAGAUAAAGAAGUAAACAAUACAAUAUUUCUGCAUUUUGGACGUAAUAUUGUUUAAAUUCAGUUUCUGUGCUUAGAAUUCUAUCUUUACUAAAGUUUUGUAAAGAAAAAGUAGUGAAAUUCAUCGGCAAAUAAAGUGUAUCAGUGGUGAAAACAUGCCAUAGAUUUGGUUUAACAAUUUGGUAAAAAUAUCCACAAAAACAAGAAAUGAUCCACAUAAAUGAUCUGCCGUUAGAAUCAUUCCUUGAAAUACUGUCUAAAGCAGAUGGCUGCACGAUUGGAAUAUGCCGUAGAGUGAGCAAAAAUUGGAAAGAAAUAGUCGAUGGCACAGACUUACUUUGGCAGGAAUGUUGCAAGAAAGAAUUCAAACAUUCCUCUAUCAUUGCGAGAAGAAAGUCCGGAAAAGAUACCAGCUGGUACCACAUAUACAAGAACCUAAAAACAUGGUCAGAUAUUUCGAAAAUCGAGAGUAAAACGAGGGAGUUCUAUAAUUUUUCUCUGCACGAUAAAUGUCACGCAUUGGAGAUUGACAAUGGAAUUUUACCGUUAAAAGACGCCCGAGGAGUUGUGCUUUACGAUAUGAAUACAAUGAAAAACAUACCUGUAGUAGUACCUGAGAAAAACUGCCUGAAAGUUGCGCAUAAUGAUUGUGCUUCUGCGAUCUUGAUUAAAUCUGGACUUUUAAUACAGAGAUCUGUUUCUAAUCCAAACUUCAUGUCUGAGGCGUUUUUUAAAGCUGACAACUUCGUUUUAGCCGAGAAUGCUAUGUACUUCUUUAAUAACCGAGACAUUUUUAAAUGCGAUUUAGGCCAUGAAAAUCUGUCUUCAAAAUUGAUUCUACAUUGCGACUAUGAUAUAAAAGUUAUGCAGUAUAACAACAACGUUUUAUACAUAUUUACUGAUUGUGGAAAUAUAGUAACCAUUGUAAAUGAACAGUUAGACUCUGUCAAACCAAUUGCAGUACCUCCAGAAUGGCUAAAGCAGGUUAAACAUAUAACAGCUAUCAACGACAAAAACUAUGUUUGUUAUUCACGGAUUUUAUUCAAAAUAGAAACAGACACAUAUAAGCAUUUGUACAUAGAGUUUCCUCCAAUAACCGCACUAUUCUUUUACGGAGAUAUAGUUUUGAUCGGUACAAGGAACAGCGAGAUAUUACUAUACCGUCUGUCAAGCCAAAAAUAUAAGGUUACACCAAUUUUUGAGAGACUCGGAGCAUUGCCGGAUGGGAAGUAUGCGGUACAACUGGAUGUUUGCGAGAGAAAAUCUGGACCAGUCAUUGUUGCUGCUACGUUUUUUGAGAUAUUCAUAUUUGAAUAUGACUUCUUCCCUAAUGACAAUGUGGACCGCAUGAAGAAGACCUUCACCUCCAACAAGCUGUGUAUUUACAAGAGACUCCUCCGACUAAAGGACAGGCUGCAGUGCCAAUCAUUCAUUUAACCUCAUGAGACCCCUCGUAUACAUUUUGGUACAAAUUCCACAAUCAAUUUUGAACUUUUAUUGUUUAACUAAAGGUUCCAAAUUGAACAACAAAAAAACUGCUUCCGGGUCUCAGGAGGUUAAACAAUUAACCCUUUGAUGGCCUAAGGCUCACUUGCACCAUUACACAAACCAUUACGGUUAAACCUGCAGUUACCAUGGUUACCAGUACUAUUUGACUCUGGAUUAACGGUUUAACCGCUUGUGGGUAGUGGAAUGUGGCCCUAAGUGGCCCUAAGACGUCAACUGACGCGCGCUGUUACAUCUACAGACCGAUAGGUAUCCCUUUGCGCAUUAUGACUAUACUCUGUAUCUUUAGGUAUUUAAAUAAAAGUAAACAAAAUUUACCCUCAAAUGACUCCUUAAACCAGUUGAGGGUAGAUGAAAACAUUACAUGAUCAAAUAAUGUAGGUUAAAGUCAGGUCGUUCAGUGACAGGACCAGGAGGUUUUGUAUUUGAUUGGUUAACCAAAAAAUUUUAUAACUACCGUGAAAUUUAAAAAUUGGAGUUUGUCCCACUAGUUACCACCAAGUUCAGUCAAGUCAAGGUCGUUCAGUGACAGGACCAGGAGGUUUUGUAUUUGAUUGGUUAACCAAAAAAUUUUAUAACUACCGUGAAAUUUAAAAAUUGGAGUUAUUCCCACUAGUUACCACCAAGUUGUUACCAGUGGUAACUACUGGGAUUUUUUUUCCCACCUUUUACCAGUGAUAACUACUAACUAGGGAAUAACCCAAAAAUUUAUUGUUUACUUUUAUUUAAAUACAUAAAGAUACACUCCCUUAUUCAUAAACGCGCUACAAACCUCAAUUAGCUAAUAAUCGUUUGUCUUUAUCUGUCAUUUUAACUUCAGUAUUUGUAAGAAAGGAAGUUUGUAUUUAUAAAACAAUUUAACUUAAUCAGUACUGUAAAGUUUUAUGAAUAAGGGGGACAGAGUAUAGGUUCACGAUGACGCGCCGCGCACGAUAGGUCAGGCGUUCAAAGGGUUAACAAAAAUUAGAUGGCGCCAUGGUAUAAUAAUAUACUAUUUGUACUCCGCUUGGUACUCUCUUCCCGUCUUUUCGUGCUCACGUGACUGACACAAGCCCACGUCAUCAUGCGGAAGCGCCAUAUGAUAAUAUGCGAUAGCGCUAUAUAAAGUGGCAAUGUUAUUGUGACGUAGGCUUGUGUCACUCUGGGAAGAGAAGACAAUGUUUUAUUAGACUAUGAGAUGGCGCAACACAUUUUGUUCUAUCUCGAUAUUAAACAUUAGCAAAUAAUAAAUUAAAUGAGGUAUAAGUAUAAAAGAUAUAGGCAAGUGCAGGAAAUUGGCUUAGCAAAUAAGACUUGAAAGUCACUGCCCUAGAUUUUGA